This is a messenger RNA of Trichechus manatus latirostris (Florida manatee), 1038 nucleotides long. RefSeq names its product GIPC PDZ domain containing family member 2 (gene GIPC2). The transcript is spliced from 6 exons. The record is from RefSeq and is a predicted model, not a curated record. Bases 56 to 790 code for a protein of 244 amino acids. Gene Ontology annotation, molecular function: protein binding. NCBI's taxonomy places the organism in Eukaryota, Metazoa, Chordata, Mammalia, Sirenia, Trichechidae.
CGACAAUUUGCUAUCCCAUGUGGACCUUUCUGAAAAGCUGUUUUCCUUGUCUGGGAUGUCCUUCCCUUUUUCUUUUACUCAGAUUUUGUACUGUACUUUAAACACACCAAAAGUUGACAUGGAAAGACUCGUAGGAGUACAAAUAGGUCUUGAAGAUUUCAUAUUUGCCCAUGUGAAAGGAAUUAAAAAAGAAGUGAAUGUGUGUAAAUCUGAAGAUGCACUUGGCAUCACCAUUACAGAUAAUGGCAUUGGGUAUGCUUUUAUAAAGAAUAUCAAAGAUGGUAGCCUUAUUGACUCAAUUAAAACAAUCUGUGUGGGAGAUCAUAUUGAAUCCAUAAAUGGACAAAAUAUCGUUGGAUGGCGUCAUUAUGAUGUUGCUAAGAAGUUAAAGGAAUUAAAAAGAGAGGAACUAUUUACCUUGAAGUUAAUAGAACCUAAGAAGGCAUUUGAAAUAGAGCCAAGGUCAAAAGCUGGAAAGUCAUCAGUAGGAAAAGCUGGGACUGGAAGGGGGACACUUCGACUGAGAUCAAAAGGUCCUGCCACAGUGGAGGAAGUGCCAUCUGAAACUGAAACAAAGGCAGUUAAAAAGAUUGAUGACCUGCUUGAAUUGUACAUGGGAAUUCGAGAUACCGAUUUAGCUACCACAAUGUUUGAAGCUGGAAAGGACAAAGUUAAUCCAGAUGAAUUUGCUCUGGCACUUGACGAACGUCUUGGAGACUUUGCAUUUCCUGAUGAAUUUGUCUUUGAUGUUUGGGGAGCUAUUGGUGAUGCCAAACAAGGACGACUGUGAUGUGGAUGAUCCGUCUCUGAAGAAAUGAACCGUUGUUUAUCAAAACAAAACAAAACAUCAACCUAUAAGAUCUGGUUUUACAUACUGUUAUGAUCUGGUUUAGUUACGUGUGUGGACUACACUCUUUGCAAUAUAAUUUUGAUUUCUGGGUACUUUUUAACACAGUUGUUUAGUAUGCUUAAGAUAAAUUACCCAAAAUUAUGGUCAAGUUUAAUAUUCAUUCAAAAGUUUUUUUGAAGUAAAUUUUA